Belonocnema kinseyi is the source of this 8056-nucleotide messenger RNA. Its product is annotated as protein tramtrack, alpha isoform-like. Gene Ontology annotation, cellular component: nucleus. Lineage: Eukaryota; Metazoa; Arthropoda; Insecta; Hymenoptera; Cynipidae. The transcript is spliced from 5 exons. Gene Ontology annotation, molecular function: protein binding. Gene Ontology annotation, biological process: regulation of transcription by RNA polymerase II. The coding region runs from base 321 to 1820 and encodes 499 amino acids. The record is from RefSeq and is a predicted model, not a curated record.
UUAGUGGUGGUAGGGUUUGGUCCGUUUGGUCUCUGGCGCUGCGAAGUGGUGAACGGGUGGCGCAGCAGAACAGAAAUCCCACCAGUCUCGCUCCUCGACUUGCUGACAUGGCGUUGUUGUCGUGAGUGACAAGUUCGCCCCCAUCGUCGAAGACGGAGCAUCCUGAGGAGAGGAUGCCAAGAUCAAGCGGAAGAAAGACGUGAUACUAUAGCCGAUGAAGAAGACGACACAAGUACGAGCGAGUAGAACGAGAAGGAUAAGUGACAAAGUGGCAGCGGUGGUGGCAGCGACACUGGCAAAAAGGUCCACCACUAGGUCUGAUGUUAGCGGAUAUUAACGGGAACCUGGCGGAUCUGAGAAGCGAAGCGAUGGCGUCGCAGAGGUUUUGUCUGCGCUGGAAUAACCAUCAAAGCAAUUUGCUUUCUGUUUUCGAUCAAUUGCUUCAUGAUGAAGCUUUUGUCGACGUUACGCUGGCUGUCGAGGGUCAGCUCCUCAGGGCACACAAGAUGGUUCUGUCGGCGUGUAGUCCCUAUUUUCAGGCCUUGUUCGUUGGACAUCCCGACAGGCAUCCAAUAGUCAUUUUGAAGGAUGUUCCAUACGUGGACAUGAGAAGUCUUCUGGACUUUAUGUACCGGGGUGAGGUGAGUGUGGACCAGGACAGGCUAACCGCUUUUUUGAGGGUCGCCGAGUCUCUUAGAAUAAAGGGCCUGACCGAGGUGAAUGAGGACAAGUGCGACUUACCAAGUAUCACCUCCUCGUUGCUCAGCAAUCAAAACACAGUACCUCAGCCUCCACCGAAUCUACACAGAAUAAACCAAAUCGGGUCUCACCACCACAUCUCACAGAAGAGGUUCCAUCAUAUGUCGAGUCAUCCGCUUUUGGGCUCGGCAUUGACAGCACCAAAGAGGAAGCGGGGCAGGCCAAGGAAACUCAGCGGCUCGUCAGACACUCCCCUCGACUCCAUGGGUCAGGAUCAUCACUCGAGUGCCGACUUGGUCCAGGGAUCGCCGGAGAUGAUGGAGGUUAAGAUGGGUAUCGACUUUCAGAGCGAUGUCGCGGCCAGUGGAGGCGCCAGCAAUGGAAGCAGUAACAACAGUGGAGGAGGAGGAGGUGGAGCGGCCUCCUCGACACCGGCAAGUGCUGCCAAUCUCUCGGCGGCUCUGUCGAGACAAGACGAGCCCACCGAAAACGGUACGGACAUCACGGAUUCGGGUACGAAGCGAGUCAAGCGAGAACCUGAACCGACCCCCAGCACUUCUGCGCAGGCAACGGAAGAGACUUUUGCGCGGCCGCACAGUAGACAAGGGAGUGACGGGUUCAAGCAAGACGGCGAGGAGACGUCGAGCAGUGACCACAUAAACAUUAAUUUCGAGAGAUGCUUCCGGAAAGAGUACAGCGCCACGAGUCUCCAGGGCAAGGCGGCGUCCGAGGAUCCCCAGCACUCGGACUCGGAAUCUGAGCAAAAAGACCUGAGUAGUGCCAUAUUCAAUCUGGUCAGCACCGAGUCGGAGAUCAGCCAGAGCGACUUUGAGGGCUCAUUUAAGGCGGAGAAUGAGAGAACUGAGGGAUCGGUGCGCGACUUUUGCGUGAAAGAAGGCGACGUCUACCGAUGCACCGUGUGCCAUCGUACCUACACACACAUUAGCAACUUUUGCCGGCAUUACGUCACCUCCCACAAACCCAACGUCAAGUACUAUCCCUGUCCCGUUUGCUUCAAGGAGUUUACCCGAAAGGACAAUAUGGUCGCCCACGUUAAGAUCAUUCACAGCCUAAAGCCGCACAUGAGUCUCAGCAGCAGCAGUAGCUCCACCAUGCGGUAGAACGCUGCCAAAAAUGAAAACCCGGCUCGACCACACUCUUCGGCUCUCUCUUCUGUUCGCUCUAGAAACUCUGAUGGCUCUUCUUCCGACAUAUCUUUUCUCCAACUUUUUACUGCCUGGGCUCUACAGUUUUAACUAUUUUGUCAUCCUGAAACACUUCCGUGUUUGCGCCCUGUUUUUUUUUUAGAAAUUCCAAAUUCUUAGAUAAAUGUUAAAAAUUUUGACUGUUGACUUUUGAAAAUGUUAAAGGCCCUUACGGGGGCCGCUUGUUGAAAAUAAUGUUUGGAGAUUUGAAACGCGGAGGUGUUUUAAUUUGGCAAUAAUCAUUUUUGAGUAACCAAGGGGGAGGGAAUAAAUCAAGUUUUAGAGAACGAGUAGAAAGUGGUUGGAGAUUGUAAAAGCUCAAAACGGAAACGGAAUUUCGUGUAAAUGUCUAUUAAAAAGAGGCGAUUGUUGUGCAUUGUACGAGAGAAAAUAUGUAGGUACAUAGAUAGUUAGGUAGAGGUUGUAGAUAGAUAGGUGGAUGGGGCGGGUAGGUUGUAAGGAUGUUGUGAGGAGAAUCAGAAAUCAAGCAAACCUUGUAAGUAGCUAGGUAGAUAAAUCGAUGAAUCAGUUUUUUUUAUAUAUAUGGCGAGGCAGGUGCGUAUCACGUUAUAUGUUUCACGUACGUACCUGGCGAUCGACCUACAAAACGUGGACAAAACCACCCGUGAAUAUGAAUAUUAUAUUAAAAAAUGAGCCAGUCCGACUCCCCCCCCCCCCCACCUGCGUGACCGCGGUGGAGUCCUUUUUCUAGCUGCUGCGAUAUUUCUAAUUCAAUUAGCGUGCUAGCAAAAAAAUUUUAUUCGGAUGUAAUCUUUGCAAAAGAUUGUUCGUUGUUCAUGUUUAUAUAUUGUUAAAAAUGAAGCAUUCGAAAUGUUUUGAAGUGUUUUCCCAAAGUACAAAAUUCAAGUUAUUUUCUUGCUGAGCAUCAAUUUGAUGCGAAGGAGGAAAAGUCUGAUCAAAUCGCGUUUAUUUUUAAAUUUGAUUUCUAGACAAAAAAUUGCUCAGAAAUCCACCUGUGAAUUAUAUGAAAUAUAUGGAAGAGACGAUAAUUGAAUACCAUUUGAACUUUAGAAAUGAUGAAUUGACAAUAUCGCAGCAGGUUUUCCUGCCAGGCUCAAAAUUGGCUCGUUCGUCUUUUUUUUUUGUUUAAAGACGACGAGAAUUUCGAGUGAGGAAGCAAGAGUUUAGUCGAAAAGAGUCGACCUCCGUAUGUUACACGCAAUGGGCAUUACGUUACAAAAGAACGAGCUUUACCGCGUACGCGGAUCUAUACAAUACAGUGUAUAUUGCAUACAGGCAUACAAAGAAUUUAUAUACAUAUUAUAUAUAUUACGAUACCCAAUCUGACCGUCGAACGUUAAAGUUGAACGGGUCCUAGUUGGUUGUAAAAAAAAAAAAAAAAUAAAAACAAGGGAUAAAGUUUUAGAGAGAAAGAAAUCCAAAAGCAAAUAUAUUUACUAUCGAGACUAUUCAUAUUGCCGAGAAUCAAAUGUUACGUAGUACUCGUACCAGGUACGUUCAUACAAGUAUAAACAAGAGUCGCUGAUGAGUAAAGAUUACAUUUAAAUAAGGGAACCACGUAGACUGAGUAAAUGCAAUAUAUAAUAUAUGACAACCGUUCGCCAUUUUGUUGAGCCGUUGAGCCGUUGUCAAAGGUGUCGAGCCUGAAAUAAUAAAUCGCGUAUAGCGUUAAGAGGCUGCGGUAGGUCCGCGUUCAAAGCAAACGAAACAAAAUAGAAUACACGGUACGGGAUAUGCAAUUUUUGAAAGACUGCCGAGGGACGAUUUAAACGACACCAAAUACAAGAUAGUACUGACAUUGGAUAGACUGAAGGCACCUUAGAAGUAACUUAACGCCUGAGCCGAGUUAGUUGAGCCCCAUUAUUUAAAAGAAAAGCUUUACUUCCAAGAUUGUUGAUCGCUUCGAAAACUGCCUCCCAUUUUUUCAGAAUUCAUAUGAUUAUUAAUAUUAGGAAUGUCAAUGGUACGAUAAUGAGUAAGAGGCUAGUGCGAUACAUCCGUCGAUGAAACCAACAAACAAAACAAACAAAAACACAUACACAGGGUAAUACGUGUCAAUAAUAAUUUAAAUUAAAGACUUUUGAAACUUGAUGUGAAAAUCUAUUCUGGCUUCUAUUGAUGCCAAAUAUCGUUAGUGGAGAUAGAAAUAGUCUUUCUACUUAUAUAGAGCUGUUUUCUAAUCCUGUACAUAUGUAGACGAGAAAACGAAUGAUUACAUAGGGGCUAUAUUUGUAAAAAUAAAAUUAUUGUCUAGAAUCUAGAACGAGGCGAUCGACGAUUGAGGUUGAAUAAGUGAUUAAAGCGGAAAAACAAUAAUGAGAAAUGGCAAUGACUAAAGCUUCGGCCACGGCGGUGUAGACUUAGUUACAAGACAGCAUCAUAGCUACUACACCUUACACUCUUUUAUCUUCCCUUCUCUGAGACUCGCGGGUUCAGGACAAGGGAUGCGAAGCGGAUUUAUAUACAAAUUUUUCACUAGUUGGGCAUAGAUAGUAGACGAGGAGGCUAUAUUAUUAAUUAAUUAAUGAAUCAAUUAAUUACUAUUAUUAUUAAUAUAAUUAUUGAGCUAUUGUUACUUUGAAGCAUCGCGUUCUUGUGCAUAUAUUAUAUAAAUAUAUAUUAUAAGGGAACUAAGGAGGAGGCUCGAGAGCCACUCUGAACCGACCAGUGUUGUUCGUUCGUUGUUUAAGAAAAAUCUAGUGUCGCGACGCUGUUAAGCUAAGAUUACCAGUUGGUAGUUCGUGGGAUGGAAGUCGACUCGAUUAGAAAUGCGACCUUGAUUUAAUGGAAAAAAAAGGACAUUUGUCAAAGGCGUGGUUUUUUUUUAGGUUUAAACAGUACAGAAAAGAGGCUAAACUUUAUUCAAAAUAGUCACUAAAAAUUAAAAUAUCUCAGAAUUUGUAGUUUGGGCUAUAAAUCUUAAACAGUAUUUUCAACAUUUUCUUUUAGUAACAGAAAUUGAGCUCAACUUUGGUAACUUUAAUUUGUGUAUGUUUUGGAGAAAGUUGGAGAAUUACCAAACAUAUUGAAAGCAGCUCACGCCUUUGAAAAAGGACUGACAAAUCGGGAAAGUUUUUUUUUUAUCAUGAAGGACAAAGAACCGUUAAAAAUCACGACAUAUUGAUGAAUCAAAAAUUAAGUCGCGAUGGUAAUUCCACGGGUUUCUUGUAGUGUUAAAACAAAAAGGUUGAAAAAAAAUGGCAACUACACUAUACAAAAAGCAAAGUGGCAGCGUUUACUGAUAAUAAUAAUAAAAAAAAUAUAUAAGUAAAGCAAACACAUUUGAUAAUCACUGAGAGGCUAAGACUAACUCUUUUUUUUCUUAGAGGGAACUCUCGCGAAUAAUCGAGAGCAUACGUGUAAAGUUGAGAGUUUUUAUAGCGGUCACGAUUCAUUCGUUGUGUGGUGUCAUCCACGAAAAGUCGCACGGAGGAUAUACAACAAAAAAAGUACGUGCCUUCUUUUACUGCGACUUGCGUUCAGAAGCUAAUGUCUAUUGUAAAUAGGUGUUCAACGGUUUCAUUAUUGUUCGUUAGCGUUAUACUCUCGUAAGCAGGCCAAAAAUUGUUCUUACACGAUCUUAGCGUUACACAUCGUCUGAAUUCAUUCGUAGAGUACCUACGUACGCACGUGUGAUAAAAAAAGGUCCUUUUUGUUGUUGUUACCUGAUUGGUCAAGAAACAAAAUUUUCCAACUCUCAGAGUUUUGAAAAAUCUUUCUAAAUAUUGAGUAUAUAAUUAUUAGUCUAUGUUACAACAGAGAGUAUAUAAAUUUAUAGAGUAUAUAUUUAUGAUUGUUGCAGUGUCGUAUCAAUGGUUCUCUUUGUUUUAUCUUUUUUUCCCUUCACUUUCAUAAUUAUCUUGUCCCUUUUAAAAAGGGAACACAGUCAAUAAGUAAUGAGAUCACACGAACACUGCGGCGACUCUAGAAAAAGCAGCGAGGCUUAAUAUAUAUAAAUAUUAAUUAUAUAUUAAAAUAAAGAAGCAUAUAAGCGCGACUAAAAAUCGCGCGUGCGUACAGAAGUACAUAUAUACAUAAAUAUUAUAUGAAUAUUAUAUAUUAUUGCGAUUAUUACGAUUUAUUAUCAUUAUUAUUAUUAUAUAUGAUAUAUAUAUAUAUAUACACAAAAGUUAUAUCGAAUAUAUUUUAGCGCUAGUUGGUAACAAUGUACCACUUAAAAAAGUCGUUGCAGUUUCGGGACGAUGCGUCAGAAAACGAAAGAAGUUGAGUUUUAAUUUUUAUAUAUUAUGACGAGCGCGUUAAAAAAAUUAACGGAUUGUUCAGUGGGAUCCAAUAAUGAAGUAGUUAUCCCCAGUUCGGUGCCUUUUUAAUGAAAAAAAAUUGUUAUGAAAAUGCGAUCCAGCGCACGAUCGCAACCCUAGUGCCAAAUAAGCGAUACCUUGAACGUGAUCAAGUUUGAAAAAAAAGAAAGAGAUUUUAUAGGCAACUUUUUAGAGACCAAGUCGAGUCUUUUCUGACGCUAGGUAGACUUAGUAUAUUUUAUAUGCACUGAUUGUUUGAUUAUUACUAUCGAUAAUAAAAGAACGGUGUUCAAUAGAUUGUAAUUGAAAGAUUAUUGCGAGUCGCUCUUUCAUCAUGUAGAAUUCCCCUUUUUUUUUGUUUUUUUGUUUUUUGUUUUUUCUUUAAUUUCAUUUAUCAAGUUUGUGCGAAAUUUUGGUGACUAACGCGGGGCCAAUACUUGUCCGCAGCAUCGCAAGACUAACACGCUUUAUACAUGAGGGGACUGUGAAAUAAGCGAGGGAAAGGUAAUUACUAAAACUAACAAUAGCCCUGCCUUGUUUUCGUUUUGUUCGUAGUUUUGAUCCAUCACAGAAAAGGACUUAUAUCCUCAGCCAAGAAGCACCGUUACUCUUAGCCAAAAAUUAUUUUUAUUUAGUUGUCAUUUUAGAAAUGCGCGCGCGCACCUCUCGUGGAUCCAAGCAAUGUAAACAUUGGAAUAGUGAAAACUUGUAAUUUUCGUAGAAACAUGCGAGGAUCGACGAGAUUUAAGCAUUAGAUGUUAAGCUCUUCAAAUUCGAGUUUAUACAAUCGAGGCAACUUUUGUUGUUGCUGUAAAUUGAAAACAAAACAUUUGGAAUAGAAAGUUUAUAUUUGAAACUACCACUGAAACUCAUUUGAGAACCUCGAGUUUGGAGACACUUAGAUGUAUUUUGUAUUUUAUAUCGACUUCUUUUUGUUUUGCAUGUUGCAUAUAAUUGUUGAUUUAUAUUAUUUUAAUUUAGAGACGAGAAAGAAUUAUGAGAAAAGAAAAAUCUGAAAAUAUAUAUAUUUAGUACGUCGUAAGAUUUGAUGUGGUUUGUCUGUUGCAUUUAAUUUAAUGAUUCUUUGUGUUAUACAUAUAGCCAAUUUGCACGAAUAUUGUUUUUAGUCGCAACUUGCGAUUUUUAUCAUAUUGUUGGAGCUUUUACACUUGGGAAGAUAAAGGAUUACUUUUGGAUUUCCAUUAUAAACAAAAACUAGAAUUUACCAAUUUUUAAAUAGUUUUUCCGUUUUAUAUUUUCAUAUCGAUCUGGUAUGUAUUUUCUUGGGUGUAAUAAGUUCCACUAAAAAUUAGUACAAAAACUGAUAAUCGCAUAGAAUUGACGUUAUGGCCAGUACAAACUUCUUUAAAAAGUCUGGAUUUUUCUGUACAUUUUCACUUGUUUUACAGCUUUACAUUUGCUGCAUACUCGGCGAAAUGUGAAUUCAAAUUGCGAUUAAGCUUCUGUCCAGCAAGUUUUGCCUCGCUUUCGUAUUUAUCCAAAGAAAAAAAAUGUUGGUUAAAGUUUUAAAAAAUUAUCUUCUUAGUUAAUGAGUUUGUCUUUAAAAAUUAUAAAUAUGCUCUUGAGCGAUAACUAAUUGGAUAGCAAAUUAAAUUUGAAACUAACAAAUCAGUAUAAGCAAAGAGAAAGUUGAGUUUGAUAAAAAUCGCAAUUGAAUUCAUGUAGAUCGUAACGAGAGGAGUGAGUAACGCGACAAGUUUUAUUUUUAGACUCUAUUUCGGUUACAUCUUUUUAUGUUGAUAGGCUAUUGUGCUAUGAUUUUAUUAUUAGGCAAUGAGAGAGAUGCGUAUAUAUGCUAUAUUAUAUAUAUCCAUCUCGUAUACAUACACUCAUACAAUGACACACGCACACGUUGUCGCGCAAUUAUUAAAGAAUGGUUUCAUUUUA